Rhagoletis pomonella (apple maggot) is the source of this 2863-nucleotide messenger RNA. Its product is annotated as protein ALP1-like. The record is from RefSeq and is a predicted model, not a curated record. The transcript has 3 exons. Bases 953 to 2218 code for a protein of 421 amino acids. NCBI's taxonomy places the organism in Eukaryota, Metazoa, Arthropoda, Insecta, Diptera, Tephritidae.
CGAUGUGUCGCAACUCUGCAUUUUGAAUAGCGCAGUAAAACAGUUUCCAAACAUUGUAUUGAUACGCUUUCGACGUCAGCCAUUUCUGAUUCCGGGUGCACUAUUUCGAAGUUCCCCCAAGCAUAAUUGCACAACAAAAUUGUAUUAACAAAAAAGAAACACACAUACCUACACUUAUUUCAAAGCUAAUAUUGUACACUCACCGGUCGAUCUCUCCCUCUGGUGGGAAGGGAUACAGAGGCACCCCUAAUCCGCAUCCAACGAUACAAGCCUGGUUGACCUUUUCCUGUUAUAAAAAAUAGCAAACAAGCAAUUAGAAUAUGCAAUGAAACACCUAAUUAUUAGAGGUACCUUGGUAGUAGGUACACCAUGGUAAAUAUUCGCAUAAGACUGUUGAUUAUUUAACUUAUAUGGCUAGUUACGUUUCAUUCUUACCUCGUCCAUUGUGUUCAUUUGCUCGUAGCAAAAGCGACUACCUGGCAACCUAUAGGGGUUGAAUUUUACUUAAAUUUAUACAUUUAUCCACCAAAGUCGUUUGAUAAAGUGAUAAACUUUGGUUAAAUAGAUUUCCAUACAAAGUUUUACAGUUCAGUUAUCAAAAUGAUAAAUUUAUCACUUUAUCCAGUUUAUCAAGAGUAUAUCACUUUUGAUGAAGACCCCUAUUAUUUAUUCAAUAACAGAACAAAGGAAAUAAACAACAAGAAAAUAAUAUUUGUUCACAAUUAUGAGCACUGAUCUGGCAUUUUGUUCAAGUACGUGUAGGAAUGAAAUACAAUAAUCAAUUUCCUUCUGUUUUUCUUUCUGAAAACCCGAAUUGUCUCAAAUUUAGUGACUUGAGAUGACACUGGAUUAUUGAAUACCAUCAUAAAGGCCGGUCCACAUAGAACUUUCGCGUUGGCUUUGGCGUUGGCGUUGGUUUGACAGAACGCACGUUAAAACUAUCGCAAUUAAAAUGUUGUCUAAAGAAGCGGUUGAAGUCAUUUUAAUUGCACUAAUGAUGUACGAGACUCGCGAAUGUUUGCGAAAAAUAAAUUCCCGCCGGGAGUCUUGGGUGAGACCACUUUACUUAAGUCGGGAUAUCAAUGGACUAUUUGCAUCAAGUUUUGAAGAAAUGUAUAAUAAUGACACUGAGCAGUUCAAAAAAACGGUUAGAAUGAGCAGAACGAUGUUUGACCAUCUCCUCGGACUUGUAGGAGAGCGUCUUACUAAGCAUUCCAAUAGGCCAUCAAUACCUGCCGCAUUAAGACUCUUUUUAACUUUGAAUUAUUUAGCACAUGGAGGUAGUCAGCACAUGCUCGCCAUAUCAUAUAAAAUGGGACGCUCCACGGCAAAUAAAAUCGUUUUGAAAACAUGUGAGAUUCUUUGGGAUGAACUGGGUGGCAUAUACUUGUCUAUACCAAACCGACAUGAAUGGAAACGUAUUGCAAACGAUUUCAAUUCGAUUUGGAACUUUCCCAAUUGUGUAGGUGCUAUUGACGGAAAGCACAUAAUAUUAAAGUGCCCUCCUAGCUCGGGAUCCUUAUUUUACAACUACAAGGGAACAUACUCCAUCGUACUUUUGGCAUGUUGCGAUGCUAAUUACACGUUUACCUGCAUCGAUAUUGGUGCAUAUGGCUCUCAAAGUGAUGGUGGUGUAUUGUGCAAUUCGAGCUUUGGGAGAAGACUUUUCAACAACCAAUUAGACCUUCCCGAGGAUGAUAUUCUGCCACACUCCACCCUUAGAUUUCCUCAUUUUUUUGUUGGAGAUGAGGCAUUUCCCUUAAAAAGCUAUAUUAUGCGACCAUAUCCUAUUGAAAUUUUAUUCGUUUUUCUAAACAUACAUAUACGCUUUUUAGGAAUACGUUUGUCGCCUGACCGCGAACUUUUCAAUAAGCGUCUUUCAAGAGCUCGGCGCGUUAUAGAAAACGCGUUUGGAAUUAUGACAGCUCGCUGGAGAAUUCUUCUGUCCCCAUUGCAAAUGCAUCCAACGAGUGCCGAGAGCAUUGACAAAGCAACAGUGCUAUUACAUAACUUUUUAAAAAUGCACGAUGGCACUUAUUGCCCACCAGAAUUUGUCGACCAAUACCAAGGAGACAAUAUUGUCGGUGGUUUAUGGCGACAGGAAAUUACAACGCCCCUUCGACGAACUGGUCGAUUAAUGGCGAACAAUGCCGCCAGAAAUGCUUUCAAUUUGAGGGAUCAGUUAAAAGACUACAUAACCGCGCACCCUAUUAAUUAAAUAAUAAUAUUCUCUUUCAUCAAUUUGUUCUUAAACUAUACUUUUAGAUGUACCUAUUUUUUCAUAAAUUCAUUCUUUAUUAAUUAGUAUUGGUUGCUAUCCCAGAAUCCAUCGUAGUCUGAUUUUUCGUGAAAUCUACGAAAAUGCGAUCACUGGAUCCGAAUUAAAACGAAGGAGUGAAUUAAAAGUAUAUGCUACGUUCGUAGCUAAUCGAAUUCAAGGAUAGCAUUUUCGUAGAUUCCACGAAAAAUCGGACUACGAUGGAUUCUGUGAUAGCCAUGAUUAGCACAUCAUUUUUGUUUUGCUUUUUAAGCACAUACAAAAACGAUACAACAAGAUACAGCCCGCGACAAAACGGUAGCACAUCAAAAUUUUGAUCAGUUUUGACUAUAUAUCUUUUCUUUCUUCAUUAUUUUUCUAUAAAAUUAUAGCUCAUUAGCUAACAAAAAUCUUAAAAAUCCAAAUUUCACAAACUUUUCAUACCAAUUUCAAUCAUAUUUAUUAGAAUUUCUAAUCAUUUUUAGUAUGCUGUUUUAUAACAUAUACAAUUUUACAAAUUUUGAAAUUUAGAUUUAUAUGGCUUUUGCUGGAUAAAGAACUAUAAUUUAAUAAAAAAUAAAUGAAUGUUAAAGACAAAAGAAAAGU